CAGAGAGACUGUAGUCAGUCGGCUCUCACCCAUGUAUGAGUUUGUUUCCUCUACGCUGAUCAAGAUGAAGCUGUGUUUGAUUCUCGUCUGUGCAGCUCUUCUCUACACAGAGGCUAAAAUUGUGCACAAGGACAUUACAGUAAGCCUGUGCUCUGAUACCUUCCGCGAAUACAUGUACGGACUUGAUGGAGAAGAAAAGUACCACGCUGACUUCACGAAGGGGGAGGGGGUGAUGACGCUGCCGGACUUCGCGGAUCCGUUCUUAUAUCCAGUGGGAUUCUAUCAGCUGAGUCUCGGUGACAUGGAAGUCUGUCGAAACAACCUGGACUUCUGUGCAAAAAGAUUCAAUUACCCAGCAGAACCCAAAGAUGCCCCCCAAAGCUCACUCUACUCCAAGAACGAUGUGGAGCUGGGCUCUAAUAACACCCUCGUCUGUUACAUCACUGGAUUCUACCCACCCCAUGUUGGGGUUUCAUGGACCAAGAACAAUGUAAACAUUACAGAUGGAGCUUCUCUCAGCAGAUAUUACAUAAACAGUGAUGGAACCUACAAAGCAGUCUCCACUCUGAGCUUCAUACCAGAGGAGGGCGACAUCUACACCUGCACUGUGGACCACACAGCCCUGGACAGAAGACUGACCAAAACAUGGGAUGUGCAGGUCACUCAGCCCAGUGUGGGUCCGACUGUGUUCUGUGGAGUGGGUCUGGCUGCAGGACUGCUGGGAGUCGCUGUUGGAACUUUCUUCCUCGUCAAAGGAAUCAACUGCAACUGAGAGUCUGACUGUAAACUUUACAACAAAGCAGUGGCGAACCACUAGAGCUGGGCCUUCACCAUUAAAGCUAUGAAAUCAAAGCCUGCCUUUAUAAUAAUGCUAAUUUCUGCUAGCCCCCUGUGGGGGUUUUAAUGAUAUGUUAGCACUAAGCUGAUACUAAUACACCUUAAUAUUUUUUGACUGUUCUAGAUUAUACAUGGGCCUUUGAAGCUUGUAAAAGACAUAUAUGUGUAUAUAUGUAUGUAUCAGUGUUACAGUGACUCUUUCUUUAAAGAGUCCAGGCUGCCGCCGCUGUUUUCCAUCCCUAACAACUAAACCCAAACCUGCUUAGACUGACGCAUAUCGCUGCUGUCAGAAGAAAACAUUGUGUCUCCAAAAUGGUAACUUUACAGGAGAAGGAAAAAACCUGUUUUACUUUUCAUGUAAGUCAAUGGAACCAGACGUUUUUCCAAGCCAUUUUGGCUUGUUUCUUUUAGUCCAUUCAUCAUGAAAUUUACAAACAAUGUAAAGGCCGACAGGUAGUUUCAAAUUAUGUCAAAAACUGAAAAAUGACAAAAAUGGUCAGUGGUGGGUCUAAAACUUCCAGAAGGUCUACAGUGACAUUUUUCUCACAAAAUUUUCCCACCCAUAAAUGAAAACAUGGUUGGUUGAAUCCACAGUCUUUCCCAUGCUAAUUAUAUAGGUAGUAAUUUAACGUGUAAGGCCUUCAGUCCAGCUCCUCAAGUCCUAACCAAUGGGAGAGCUUGCUUGGCUUUAUCUACCUAUACCACAGAGAAAAUAAUACUGAUUUGGACAACUUUCUUCUGGGUGUUUUUUCAAGAUAGGAAUACUUUUGUUUCGAACUAAAGCUGCAAUAUGACAAUUGUACAAUACUACAAAAGGAGUUAUAAUAAUACAAUUAAAAUGAACUAAAAUCACAGCCAUGUACAUUUUGCUUGCUAGAAAUCAUUAGGCCUUCUGGGCAGCCCUGAAAGUCUCUCUGCAGAAAACUACAUGUUUUGUUUUUUUUUGCUUAUUCACAUUCUUACAAUCUGUUAUACUAUAUUUGUGGAUGUUUAGUAGCAUAAAUAUACCGGAAUACAUGUGUAAACCAACUGCAUCAGUUUUGUGAUCUGCUUGUUGACUGUCAGUUAUUUUCAAGCUGAUGAUUAGAGAGAAUCUCUCAAGUGUAAAUUUGACCAAAUUGUUUUUUUGCAAAGCAAAAUGUAAAUGACAAACAAAAAUCAGAAAUCUGUCUCAAUUAAAGAUCAAA
This is a messenger RNA of Colossoma macropomum (tambaqui), 2024 nucleotides long. RefSeq names its product H-2 class II histocompatibility antigen, A-Q alpha chain-like. The transcript has 4 exons. Lineage: Eukaryota; Metazoa; Chordata; Actinopteri; Characiformes; Serrasalmidae. Gene Ontology annotation, biological process: positive regulation of T cell activation; antigen processing and presentation of exogenous peptide antigen via MHC class II; immunoglobulin production involved in immunoglobulin-mediated immune response. Gene Ontology annotation, molecular function: MHC class II protein complex binding. Gene Ontology annotation, cellular component: membrane; MHC class II protein complex. The coding region runs from base 32 to 772 and encodes 246 amino acids. The record is from RefSeq and is a predicted model, not a curated record.